Stylonychia lemnae is the source of this 1170-nucleotide messenger RNA. Lineage: Eukaryota; Ciliophora; Spirotrichea; Sporadotrichida; Oxytrichidae. The record is from the annotation of a GenBank genome assembly.
AUGAUAUUUUUGCAUUAUGUUACAGCGUCAAUUGUAACAUAUAACUAUGGAUUCUUGUUAUUACAUCCAGCUUAUGUGUGUCGAGAGGGUCUUUAAAGUGAGUUCAGCAGCUGUUCAAGAGAAUAAAUCUGUCAUAAUUAGAACCCUGAUUUUUAAUGGAAGAUUAACUUUGAUACUGCUACGUCACUAACCAACUGGAUAGACAGGCUAAAACUAUAAUGCGCUGACUCAUAUAUGCUUGGAUUGUUCGGAUCAGUUGAGUUUCUUGGUUAACUUGCUGGAAGCUUUGUAUUUCCACCAAUGGCAGAUAAAUUUGGAAGAAGAAUUUUCACAGUUGCUGGAGUUUAUGUCUAAGCUCUAUCAUUUAUUAUGAUGAUCCUAACAAGAAAUAUAAUUGUGUAUCUCUUUUCAAUUUUUAUGUUAGGAGUCGCUUACUCGAACAAAAAUAGUAUAAGCUAUUCACACUUGAUGGAAUAUUCAGGGAAUCACGGCUCAUUCAUUACUGGUUUACUCUAACAAACGGGAAAUUUGACCAGUCAAUUAGAGAUAUAACUCGUAUUUUCUAGAUAAAUACAGAAUGAAAAAUUUAAGGCAAAUUAAAAUCAUUAGAAACAGCAAAGCCUUUUAAAACUACUAUUGUCAACUGAGAAUACUAUAACUAAUAUUGGGAUGAUUAAUGUGUGCCGAUUAGCAUCAUGCACAACAUUCUACUUGUUUAACUUCUACAUAAAGUACUUACCGGUCAAUAUAUACAUGAUUGGAGUGGCAAUGGGCAUGUCUUGCUUUGGUUAUCUAUUCUCAGAUGUUAUUAUCCAAAGAUUUGAUGUCAUAAAAUGCUUGAAGUUGUCCUAUGGCAUCACCUCAAGUGUACUAGUAAUCAUAGUUUUUAUUAAUCCUGCACUUAUCAACGUAUAUGUAUAUUCCUUCAUGUUCUUUAUUCUCAAGUCAUUUGUUUGUAUGAGUUAUUCUGCCAUAUUUGUGGCUCAUGUGUAAAUAUUUGAUUCAAGGAUCCUUGCGACUACUUUUGGAAUAUGUGGUAUAUUUUCAAGGUUAUUUGCCCUAUUCAUUCCAAUGAUCGCUGAACUAGAGAAUAAAUAAAUGCCUUUGAUUAUAGUAAUGGGAAUGAAUAUACUUGCUUUUGGAGCAACAUUAUUUCUCAAAAGAUUGUGA